Moesziomyces antarcticus is the source of this 3174-nucleotide messenger RNA. RefSeq names its product winged helix DNA-binding domain-containing protein. Bases 1 to 3174 code for a protein of 1057 amino acids. Gene Ontology annotation, biological process: regulation of DNA-templated transcription. Gene Ontology annotation, molecular function: sequence-specific DNA binding; DNA-binding transcription factor activity. The record is from RefSeq and is a predicted model, not a curated record. Lineage: Eukaryota; Fungi; Basidiomycota; Ustilaginomycetes; Ustilaginales; Ustilaginaceae. The transcript has 5 exons.
AUGAGCUUCAACGGACCAGCUCGUAUGCGCAUUUCUCGCUUCUCGGUUCUUGUUAACAAAGCCUCGACGAAGCGAAGGAAUACACGCUCGGCUCUCGCAGGUGCGCUGCUAACUUGCCGCCAGCACAAGCGAGCAGGUCCAGUCUUCUGCGGCCAACGCUCACUGCUCUCUGCCUCUGCUCCUGCCUCUCCCUCCGCCUCUGGUGCAAAGCUGGCGUCCAAGCUCGGCCCAUUUUUGCACAGUCAGGCUAGAGUGCGUGGCACGCCCCGGCUGUCAAGCCCUUCUCCGCUCAGACAGCGCUGCGCCGGCCCUGCCGCUGCGGGCGCCAUGCGCUUCCGCCCAACUCUGCUCCUGAGGUUUCGGCCACCCCGUCGCGCCGCGCUCGCCUGUGCGUUCGCCCUCCUCCGCUCAAAGCGUUGCGCGCCUGCCUUCGCGGGUCUGUUGUUCUCUCGCGCUGCCCUGUCCGCUCUGCUCAAGAUUCUCGGAAGCGACAUCGCAAGCCCCUUGGAGGUUGCUCCGACGAUAUCCUUUGCCUUUCCACCUUCCUCCCAUUCCAUUCGACAAACUCGACAUCGCGCUGCGACGCUCCGGUCGACGCAACGCACCGCUACAAACGCAUUCUCGAGUCCACCUGUGCUCACCUCGGUCCAUCAUAUCGCUCCUUCUUUGCAACGCAACCAAAUCCUUCCAUCGGCUACGUCCGGUCAACGUCUGCUCGCGCACGAGGUGCGGCACAGCUGCAAUUCAGCCUUCGCCUCGUCCGGUCCUCGGCAAGUCCGAACCAAGAAUCGGCUCGAUUCCGCACAGGUGCUUCCGCCUACAUCGCUUCGCCUUGCUCCAUCCUUACGCCUAGUAAGCUUCUCUUCGCCCUCUUCCGUGCGUGUCGAAGACGAGAACGUAGCGCUCAAGCAGGCCGUCACGCCCAUCAUUGAUACCCUUGGUGCGCCACCGACGCUCGCCACUCGCAGCUCCAGGACGCCGUUCGGUUGCCUCUGUGGUCCGCCUUUGCUCAACAUGAACGGCAUGGAACACGGUCAAAGCUUUGACCCCGCGUUUGAUGCCUUCUUUCAGGCUCCGUCCUCAUCCUCUCCACAUCACCAACUUCAGCAUUCCGCCGCCGGCUCGCCUGCGUCCAUCCAGCAGAUCGGCAACAUGAGCGCAGCCGACUCCUCGCUCAGUCUGUACGCUCAAGACACCUCGGCGAUGCGCCCGAGCUCCUCGUCGGGCGGCAAUCUCCAUCUCAACAUCUCCAACCUCUCGGUCACGGGCGGUGAAGCCGACGCCUCACACGCACAGGCACACCAGCAGCAGGGCGUCGCCAACUCGCUCAGUUUCCCGCCUAACAACACGGCCUCACCUCAGUCCACCCUCGCGUCACCGGCCGAUGCCACUGCUUCAUUCAACAUGCCCAGCACCACAUCAACCUCGCCGCUCUUGCAUCCUGAUGCGCCGGUGGGCACAGCCACAGAAGCCCACCUCGGCGUUCCUACCGCAUCGUCUCCUCUCAAGACCGAGUACAACCUCGGAAACGAGUCGGCUGGCCUGACGUCGACGAUGCGCUCCUACAGCUCUACUUCGAUCAAAAGCGCCGCGGGAUCACAGAAUGCCGACAGCCCAAGCUCCGGCUUCGGUGCCGGCGGCGCGGCAAAUCAGAGCAUGGGUGACGUCUCGAUCGAUGAUGCCAAUGUCGCUAGCCAGUCGGAAGCCGAGCUGGCGGCAGAGAAACGCCAAAGCAGCAAAUUUGUCUACAAGCUCUUCCGCAUGGUCAGCGACCCCGACUACCAGCAUCUCAUCAGCUGGAAUCGCAACGGCACCAGCGUCAUGGUGUGCAACUUUGACGAGUUCGCCAAGGAGGUGCUGGGCAAGCACUUUAAGCACAGCAACUUUUCCAGCUUUAUCCGACAGCUGAACAUGUACGGCUUCUACAAGGUGAACAAGACGCCCCGCGGCCAUCGACAGUCGGUGGACGCGCAGAUCUGGGAGUUCUCGCAUCCCAAGUUCCUGCGCGGCCGUUCGGAUUUGCUCGAUGACAUCCGUAGGAAGGCCCUGGACUCUGAACACGCGCGGGUCGAAGCUCGCGAUCUGCAGUACAGCGUCAGUGUGGGGCAGAUGCAGCUGCGUCAGCAGGUCGACGAGAUGCAAUUCCGGCUCGAGGAGCUCACAGAGCAGAACAUGGCGCUGCGAACCUUUACAACCCAACUCCGAGACGUGCUUGGCCUGGUGCUCGAGCACGUCAAAAAGACGAGCGGCGGCAACAUUGGUUUCGACGUGCGCAUCCCCACGCUGGACCUGCCCUCGCCCAUGCCGCCGCAAGGCCUGUGGACGCCGCAGGGUCACGAUGGCCCGCCUAUCUUUGUCACCGAGCCCGAGUUCGGCGCUGGUGUCGGACCGGGUGGGCUGAGGAUGGGCCCGACGCCUGGCAUGGUGCCUGGGCCGGGCCACGCUCCGCCACCGAUGCAUGCACCCCAACACCACUUUGGCGGUGCGCCGGAUGGGUUCGCCAUGACGGGCACGCCCAUCUCGCGUCGCGUGUCGGCGAGCUCGGCGCAUAGCGAGAGCAUGCUUGCCAUGAACGGCUCGCCCAUGCACGGAUCGAUGCAGGGUGAGAUGGGCAUGCUGCCUGCUGGUCUGCCGCAGCGCUCGGCUUCUUUCGGCGAGGGACAGAUGCCUGCACCCCACUUCAAUAUCGGCCGCGGCGGCGUCAACCGACCGGGCCUGGCGGGGCUCGCAAUUGACACUUCGGCUGCAUCUGGCAUGUUUGGCGGCAUGCAUCCGAGCGUGAGCCCGACAUCAGCAGGGCUAUCGGCAAGCAAUGCAGGGCUGGGCGUGAUGAGCAUGCCGCCGUCGCCGCUGACGCCACAGCAUCAAGCGAUGAUGGCAGCGAUCAACACUCCGCUGCCUCCGUCGCCGGCGCCGGGGUCAUUGGCGGGUGGCCAGUUCAAGCCGUUCGAUGGCUCGCCGUUCGUGACCAAUAACGGAUUCCCCUCGUACGGCCAUGGUCUUUCUCUUGCCGACCAGAGCUUCUUUGGGCCGGAGGCCGAUGGUCCCAAUGCCAAGGCGAUGCGCACGCCCAUGAAGCGCACGGCGUCCAAUUCUGGGCCUAGCGCGCAGGGCACGCCAGUGCUCAUGCAGUCAACGUCGCCCGGGCUUGCCAAGCGCAAGUCGCCAAUCUGA